Messenger RNA from Saimiri boliviensis boliviensis (Bolivian squirrel monkey), 1909 nucleotides. It is a transcript of the gene SNX15, whose product is annotated as sorting nexin 15. Gene Ontology annotation, molecular function: phosphatidylinositol binding. The record is from RefSeq and is a predicted model, not a curated record. Lineage: Eukaryota; Metazoa; Chordata; Mammalia; Primates; Cebidae.
CACUUGCGACCGAAUCCCUGGGCCGAAGAAAGAAGGGCGCAGGCCCGGGAGAAGCGGCGGCGGGUGGAGGCCGGGCUGGAGGGGUGGGGACGGCGAGGAGGUGGAGGUUGGUGCUCCGCUCCGUUCAGCUCCAGCUCGGAUUCAUGUCCCGCCAGGCGAAGGAUGACUUCCUGCGGCACUACACAGUGUCGGACCCCAGGACGCACCCUAAAGGCUACACCGAGUACAAAGUAACCGCACAGUUCAUCUCAAAGAAGGACCCAGAGGAUGUCAAAGAGGUGGUGGUCUGGAAGCGGUACAGCGACUUCCGCAAGCUGCAUGGAGACCUGGCCUACACCCACCGCAACCUCUUCCGCCGCCUGGAGGAGUUCCCUGCUUUCCCCCGGGCCCAGGUGUUUGGCCGGUUUGAAGCCUCAGUGAUCGAGGAGCGGCGGAAGGGGGCAGAGGACCUGCUUCGCUUCACGGUGCACAUACCCGCGCUCAACAACAGCCCCCAGCUCAAGGAGUUUUUCCGGGGUGGGGAGGUGACCCGACCCUCAGAAGCGUCCAGGGACCUACACAUCCUGCCACCUCCUCUGAUCCCCACCCCGCCCCCUGAUGACCCCCGGCUACCCCAGCCGCUCCCUGCAGAAAGGAGGGGCUUCGAGGAAUUGGAGGUGCCAGUGGACCCCCCACCAUCCAGCCCUGCCCAGGAAGCCCUGGAUCUCCUCUUUAACUGUGGGAGCACUGAGGAGGCAUCCGGUUCCCCUGCCCGAGGCCCCCUCACUGAGGCUGAGCUUGCACUCUUCGACCCCUUCUCUAAGGAAGAAGGUGCAACCCCCAGCCCCACCCAUGUGGCUGAGCUGGCAACGAUGGAGGUGGAGUCGGGAAGGCUGGACCAGGAACCAUGGGAACCAGGAGGGCAGGAGGAGGAAGAGGACGGGGAAGGAGGGCCCACCCCUGCCUAUCUAAGCCAGGCCACAGAGCUUAUCACCCAGGCCCUUCGUGAUGAGAAGGCAGGUGCCUACGCUGCCGCGCUCCAGGGCUACCGAGAUGGUGUGCACGUCUUACUCCAGGGAGUGCCCAGUGACCCAUCGCCUGCCCGCCAGGAAGGUGUGAAGAGGAAAGCAGCUGAGUACCUGAAGCGGGCAGAGGAGAUUCUGCGUCUGCACCUGUCCCAGCUCCCACCCUGAUGGGGAGUGGGUCCUUCCCUGGGACUCUCGCUCCAGCACUGCCAGCCCCUUGUCCUCUCCCCAUGGCCUGGCCUUGCCUCCUGGUCUCAUAACCCCAGGGGCCAUUUCUGAAGGUAACUGGACCAAGAAUGAGAAAAAGAAUUAAUCUCAGCUCCCUAACUACACCUACAACCUUGGAAUCAAGGACUCACACUUCUGACCCUGUCUUUUGUUUCGAGAUGGAGUCUCACUCUGUCACCCAGGCUGGAGUGCAGUGAUGUGAUCACAGCUCACUGCAACCUUUGCCUCCCAGGUUCAAGCGAUUCUCCUGUCUCAGCCUCCCCAGUAGCUGGGCUUGUACGCACUCCCCACCACACCCAGCUAAUAUUUUGUAUUUUUAGUAGAGAUGGGAUUUCACCAUGUUGGCCAGGCUGCUCUGGAACUCCUCAAAUGACCUACCUGCCUCGGCCUCCCAAAGUGCUGAGGUUACAGGCAUGAGUCACCGUGCCUGGCCCCUGCCUGUCUGUCUUGAUGUGUGAGCAGCAGCUAUGGUUAUUAAACCAUUAGCUUAGCCCUCUAGAACGGGUCUGCAAACUCCCACUUGCAGACAGAUCCCGCCCACCUCCUUUUUAAUGUAAGGCCUGUAAGCUACAGUGGUUUUUACAUUUUUUUUUUAAUUAAAAAAAUCUAACACUCUGUGACAGGGGAAAAUUAUAUGAAAUUUAAGAGUCUAUAAAUAAAACUUGUUGGAACACAAA